UGUAAUGGACUGUUUGGUUCUCACUUUCUCCUUGUCUGUGUGCCGGUGGUCUUUCGAUGGCCACUGAUCUCUAUACUGUGUAGAAGUGGAGGGACAACCUCAUCAUCAGCAAUGUUCAGCACUCUUUGCAACAACUCAUGAACUCCCUGGGUCUCAUCGCCCGAAAUGGUAAAGUCCCUCAAAACCCAAUCUUGCAAUCUCAUCCACCUCCGUAGUCACUACCCUAAAUUUGCAUCUCUUGAAUCCCGAAACUUGUCUUCAAAACCCAACGUUUCUUCCCAGUUCCAAUACUCACCAAACCCCCCUGAAGAGACCCACCUCCCAAAUAUAGUCCAUAAAAUCAGUGGAAUAUUAUCUUCACUUGAUUGGCGUAAAAGCUCAGAACUAAAACAUUUGAGCUCUAAUCUCCAACCCCAUCAUGUUGCUAAAUUUAUUGAAACCCAUAGAAGCACGGACUCAGCUUUGCAAUUCUUCUAUUGGAUCUCUAAGAGGCCUUUUUACAAGCACAAUAUGGACUGUUAUGUAUCGAUGUUAAACAGGCUUAUCCGUGAUCGAAUUUUCACACCCGCCGAUCAUGUUAGGAUUCUGAUGAUAAAGGCAUGUGAAAAUGAGGAAGAAAUUGGAAAGGUCAUCGAUUAUUUGAAUGAAUAUAGUGGAAAAGGUCUUGGGUAUAGUUUGUAUAGUUGUAAUACUUUGUUGAUUCAAUUGGGUAAGUUUCAGAUGGUUGGCGCAGCUCAAAAUGUAUAUAAGCAAAUGUUGAUUAGUGGGAUUAAGCCGAGUUUAUUGACUUUUAAUACAAUAAUUAACAUAUUGUGCAAGAAGGGUAAGGUUCAAGAGGCUGAAUUGGAGGUAAGUAGGAUUUUUCAGUGUGAUUUGAAUCCAGAUGUGUUUACGUAUACUUCUUUGAUUCUUGGGCAUUGUAGGAACCGUAAUUUAGAUGCGGCAUUUGAGGUUUUUGAUAGGAUGGUGAAGGAAGGUUGUGAUCCAAAUUCGGUUACAUAUUCGACUCUAAUAAAUGGGCUUUGCAAUGAGGUGAGGGUGGAUGCGGCAAUGGACAUGCUAGAGAAAAUGAUUGAGAAGAAAAUUGAGCCUACAGUAUACACGUAUACUGUUCCAAUUACUGCAUUAUGUGCAACUGGGCGUGUGAAGGAGGCUAUUGGUCUUGUGGCCAGCAUGAAGAAGAGGGGUUGUCAGCCGAAUGUGCAGACAUACACGGCUUUGAUUAGUGGGUUAUCUCAAUUGGGGAAUCUGGAGAUUGCAAUUGGAUUGUACCACAAGAUGUUGAGAGAUAGUUUGGUUCCAAACAGGGUCACAUACAAUGCAUUGAUCAAUGAAUUGUGUGUAGGAGAAAGAAUUGGUGUGGCCAUCAAGAUUUUCAAUUGGAUGAAGGGACAUGGUAAUUUGCCAAACACUGAAACUUACAAUGCAAUUAUGAAGGGAUGGUGCAUAGUUGGUGACCUGGAGAAGGCAAUGGUCCUUUUUAAUGAAAUGCUAAAGGUGGGUCCCUCCCCAACAGUUAUUACAUAUAACACGCUCAUUAACGGAUACCUCAAAAAGGGUAAUCUAAAUAAUGCUAUGAGAUUGUUGGAUUUGAUGAAGGGGAAUGGAUGUGAGCCAGAUGAAUGGACUUAUGCAGAACUUGUGUCUGGGUUUUGCAAAGGGGGCAAGCUUGACUUGGCUUCAACUCUAUUCAGUGAAAUGAUGGAGCGAGGCUUGAGCCCAAAUCAGGUCAAUUAUACCUCUUUGAUUGAUGGUUACAGUAAGGAAGGGAAGGUAGAUUUUGCCUUGUCAUUGCUUGAAAGAAUGGAGGAAGUUGGUUGCAAUCCAAACAUCGAAACUUAUAAUGCCAUUCUAAAUGGUUUGUCCAAGGAGAAUAGGCUUUCUGAAGCAGAGAAACUGUGCAAUAAAAUAACAGAAAGGGGGCUCCUCCCAAAUGUCAUUACAUACACUACUUUAAUUGAUGGGCUCUGUAGGAAUGGUGGAACACAUCUUGCAUUCAAGAUUUUCAAUGAAAUGGAAAAGAGAAAUUGCUUGCCAAAUCUGUACACUUACAGUUCACUCAUCCAUGGGUUAUGUCUAGAAGGCCAGGCUGAUGAUGCAGAAAUGUUGCUUGAAGAAAUGAAAAGAAAAGGAUUAGCUCCUGAUCGGGUAACAUAUACCUCAAUAAUUGAUGGAUUUGUAAUGCUGGGUAGGCUAGAGCAUGCAUUUUCACAUCUUCGCCGGAUGAUUGAUAUUGGCUGCAAACCAAACUACAGAACCUAUUGUGUGUUGGUGAAAGGGUUGCAACAAGAAUGUCAAUUGCUUGUAGAAAAGGUUGCAGUGCAACAUGAAGCAGCAUACAGUUGCAAUUCAGAUGAGAAGGAUGUCAGUUUUGAAAUUUUAUGUAGUCUUUUAGUUAGAAUGUCAGAGAAUGGAUGUGAACCCACCUCAGAUACCUACAGCACCUUAGUUGCUGGCCUGUGCAGAGGAGGCAAAAGUCACGAGGCAGAAAAAUUGGUAAAAUAUAUGGACGAGAAAGGCUUGUAUCCUAAUGAAGAGAUCUAUUGCUGUAUCUUAGGUGAUUAUUGCAAGAAUUUUAGAGUGGACCAUGCUCUAAAUGUAUUUAAUUGGAUGAUCCUGAGAGGCUUUAAGCCUCAGCUAUCAGUUUACAGAUCACUUAUAAAUGCUCUCUGCAAAGCAAGCCGGGUAAAAGAAGCUCAAACUUUGUUUGAAAACAUGCUUGAGAAGCAAUGGAACCCCGAUGAGAUUGUUUGGACCAUCUUGAUUGAUGGGUUGCUCAAGGAGGGAGAACUAGAUGCAUGCAUGAAACUUCUUCACUCAAUGAACUCGAAGAAUUGCAAUCUCAAUUUUCAGACCUAUGUAAUCUUGGCUAGAGAAUUGUCCAAAGUAGACAAAACUGCCGAUACAAAUCAGGUUGCUGAAAAAUUGAGAUUUCUGGGGAAUAAGAAAGCAGGCUGAGAUUUCCUUAAUGAAUCAAGACAAAUAACAUGUGGUUCUUUCUCCCAGAAGAGAGAUGGGUCUCUGUAAUGGCCUCGACAGUCUGCUGGCGGAGGUGCCAGUACUUCCACCAGUAUACUGACUUUUGAGUUGCACUCGCUUUGCUGCUCUAUCAACCAACAAAAUGAAAUUCCACUGAAAGUGUACCCAAAUCUGUCUGACUUUGGAAUGUUGUAGCAAUCAAUGACGAGUGAGCUUUUGGCCCAAAGCUGAUCAUUACCAGGGAAAUCUUAGAUGGGACUGAUCUAACAGAUGGGCAUUUGCUGUCAAUCAAGUCCAGGUCGUGUCAAUGGAUAAUGUGCUUCGACCCUAAUUUUUCUGGUUUACCAAAGGUUUAUGUGCACUGCCCUUAAAUUUUUGGCACAUUAUGGACCUAAAUUUGGAGAAUUUGACUUUCUUAGAAUUUUUUUUUGCAGGAUCAGAUUUACAGCUUGGGAUGUUGCCUGUGCAUAGAGGUACUUAUAAAAUACCCAUAUGGAAUUAUUUUUUUGUUGUAUACCUCAUUAAAAAUUAAUUCUUUUUCCUUCAAUGGAUCUAAUCUCCAUAUACACACUCUUUCACGAUUAAUCUAAGGCCAAUUCUUUGAUUUGAUUUUACCAUAGCAAUGUAACCAUAACUUUCUAUAUUAUCAACAUAUUACCGCCUUUUGGAUUCCUGACCUGAAUGACCUUGUUGGAGAGCUUGACUAGGGCUGUUACAACUCAACUCAACAAAGCCUUGUCCCAAUAUUUUUGGGGUUGGCUGCAUGAAUCCUUUUUCGCUAUUGUGCUCUAUCAUGGGCCAAAUUUCUUUUUAUUCUCACACUGACCAUAUUCCAUUGCAUGGCCAUUACCAAUUGAGUUUGAUUGAUCAACAUAUAAUUAGGAUCACUUGUUGGAUAUUAAGAUAGAUGUGUGGUAGAGCCGGAGAAGAAUGAAUUAGAAAUCAGUAUAUUUGUGAAACAAGCAAUAGCAAUAAGGGAUAAACAUUAAACUAAAAGAAGAAUCAAUUUAGAUGGUUUGAACAUGUUUAUACAGGAAAUGUUACUGUACCAGUAAAAAGUGCAAGGUAAUUCCUAUUAAUGGAAUCAAUAUUUUGUCCACUUCAUAUUUUAGAGGUUUAAGCAAACUAUUCACUAUUCACAUUUUGUUACUUUAAUGGUGCUUUUGGGAACAUGAAUUUGAAUUUGAGGAUGGAAAUAUGGAGCUGCUUUUGUAAAAACUGUAUCUUCCUGAUCAAAAACAGAAGUGUUGUGAAUUCCAUGAUACAGUUGACAAAGCCAUCUACUUCUAAGGAUAAUGAAAUAACAUUCCUACUUACGCUCUGACAUUAAUUGACAGCGCAAUAGUUCCAUGUGAGAUAGUUACACCGAAUAUAUGAUGUCAUCGUUGAGAACAUUGUUUGUUAUAUGAGGUUUUUUAGGGUGGUGUUCAACAGCGGCAGCCCAGCACAUGAUUCUAAUUGUUAUUACUAUGCAAACUUGUGCAUCUUUGGAACAGCUCUCUCUUCUUGAUAAAAUAGAUGUACAUUAGAAUGAGGUACUCUAUCAUAUCCAGAAUAUAUAUUAAGAUAUCGUAGCUUGCCAUUUAAUAGAAAAUAUAAACCUUCAUAGAACCCAAUGCGUAGUUGAUCCCAAACAAUCAGGAUGAGGAUUUUCGGGGUUGAGUUGAGUUGAGUUGCUAGAUGCUCUCGUGGCUUAUCAUAAGAUAACAUGACAAUUUCUUUAAAUUGUUUCCCGAAUGAGGACCAGUACUUUGGGCUUGUGUUAGUGAAUCUCGAUAGAAACUAACAAUGGAAUGUAGAGUUUACCAUCUCCUUCUCGGAGAUUGGGAAUCCAUUGUACUAUGAGGGUGGUGAUAUUUGCUGAAACUUAUCCCAAGAUGACAGGCUGGUUUUACAUUCUUUCCUGGGAAGUCUUGUAACAGUUCCAAUUCUCUUUGGAAGAAGUCAUCCGCAUAGACUGCACUAUCUUGAAGUGGUAUCCUGAUCACUACCCUGUAUAUCUGUUGAACAAGUACAGAAGUGCAUACAUCAUACUAGCUCCCAAUAUUUCACUGUACUUCAUUUACACAAAUGGAGCCUUGAGGAAGGAUCAAAACUCUUGACAUUAUAAAACACGCCAUUGAUCCUGCGCUCUACCAUGGUUCUAGAACACUGCUUGCAUUUUUGUUUGGCUUGUAGCAAACAUUGGAUGUUUCAGUGACCCCCACAGAAGCUGCACCAGAUUGUAGAAAACAGCUUCAU
Molecule: messenger RNA, 5220 nt
Organism: Ilex paraguariensis (yerba mate)
Lineage: Eukaryota; Viridiplantae; Streptophyta; Magnoliopsida; Aquifoliales; Aquifoliaceae
Source: the annotation of a GenBank genome assembly